This is a messenger RNA of Cinara cedri, 6058 nucleotides long. The record is from the annotation of a GenBank genome assembly. NCBI's taxonomy places the organism in Eukaryota, Metazoa, Arthropoda, Insecta, Hemiptera, Aphididae.
GUUUGAAUUUGAAAUAUAUUAUAGAAUUUGUAUCUUUUAAUAUUUUGUUUAAUUUCAUAAUUAUUCGUAUUGGUUAAGUUAAUUAUGUUCUAGUAUAAUUAAAUUAAUUUAUAAUUUGAGUUUAUUUAUUUUUUAAGUAAAACUAGGUACUGUAAAACACAGGAAAUUACAGUACCUAUCUGGUAAAAUUAUUAGUUUUAAAAAUUAGGUAUUAAAACUAAUGGUUCAUUAGUUGGAUACCUUUAUAAAAAUGGAUGCAAGUACAACAAAAUCAUACUGGAAAGAAAUUGUAACAGCAUUUCCAAUAUUAUCCAAACCCGAAGAGGUUAGUUUAAUUUAAUGCAAUAAUAUAUCAAUUAUAUUAUUUUCAAAUUACUCUUCUUGUGUGAAAAGAUUAGAACUGAAUGAACAACCUGUUAAAAUUCUGUCAAACAGUUCUAAAUAAUAUGUGGACUGAUUUUCUCAUCUCAAAAGUGCAUGGGAACAACAGGUGAGAGGAAAUACCAUGGAUCAUGAUAUUUACAGAUGAUAUAGCUCUUAUAGACAAAAAUCUGGAAGAAGGUUGCAAUAUGCUUGAAGAAUGGAGAGUGGCAUUUGAAGGAAAGGAUAAGUGUUGGGUGUUUUAUGCGAUAAGAGAAUUCCAUUGAGACUUAAGGCGAGUUCUACAAAAGGACCGGCUAUGUUAUAUGGUUAGAAGGUUUGGGUCAAGUGGAAGUUAAGGAUGAAGGAAGCUGAUCCCAAUUAGUUGGGACGAAGAUGAAUGAGAAUAAAAUGUUUAAAGCGACUAAAUAACAUAAUAUAUCCCAUGAGUAAGGCCCAUUCUUACAAUGUCCGUUACUAUGUUACAAGUCCUAUAUGACUAUGCUUCAGUUAGGACAUUAUUGGCCUUUAGCCAUGGUAUAUUAAUUAAGUUUAUUAAGUGUUUAAUCAAAUUUAAUAGUUGUUGAGUUACUUGUUUUACAGCAAAUCAAUUGUUGUGAUGAUGAAGAAUUUGUUACAAUAAAAAAUAUAAUUAUUGAAAAGAAGCUAAUCAAUUUUGUGCAUGGAAUGGUUAUGAAUAAAAUAAAACAAGAUUUGAUGUCGAAGAUUGAUAAAUUUUGGCUUUUUUUCUUGCCUAAUGAUGUUGUUGAAUUAAGUUGUCUUAAAGUAGAAGAAAAAAUUCAAGAAGAUUUUGUUGGUUUCGAAAAAUUUAAAAGCGCUGUUGAUGAACUAUUUAACUUAGCCCAAUCUUAUGUCGACAUAAUAAAUCGCCUACAAAUGUUAUUUGAAAACAACAAAAUAAAUUUGUUAAAAAAUUUGAACUCUCAAAUUUGUGCUUUAUUACAUUCUCAAUUGCCUAGUGAUUAUAAUACAAUAAUCUAUCAGUUUUAUAGAACUGCAUUAAAAUCCUUUACCAGAGAUGAUGUUGUUGGAGGUAUGUGUUAAUAAAUAUUUAACUAAUACACUACAAAUUAUUUGUUCAUGUUUUAUUUAAUAAACAUAUAAAUUAAUAAGUAGAUACAGUUUUUGUAUUUAAAUCAAUAAUUCUCUAAAAUAAUUAAACAAUAAUUGGAGUUAAAUAUAAAUUGAUUGUGCCCAUGGUAUAUUCAGGUUAAGGGGUUUAAAGCUCUUAUAGAUUUUACCCAAGUUAAAUGCAUAAAUUAUAAACUAUUAAUUUUGAAAUGCAUUUUAAACUGUCUUAUAAAUGUAUGUUUCUGAAUAAAAAUGUGUUUAAUUAAUUAGGUAGGUAUUAACCUACCUACUAUUUUACUCAUAAUUUAAAAUUUUCAGAUAAAAGAAAUACUUCUAAAGAAGGAGCAUUUUAUUGCCAUGGUUGCUGUUCUGAGUUAUUUGCUUGUAAAUGUGAUUACAUAUUGGAAUCUUUCCAUUUGACUAAUUGGUAAAAAAAAAUGUGUUUAAUUAUAACUAUGUAUAACUUAAAUUAAUUAGAUCUAAUUUAUCAGUUUUAUUAUUUUGUUCAUAACUUUUUAACUGUAUAACAUGAAAUAAUUACUAAUAGUUUUAUGAAUUAUUUACUAGUGAUAUUACAAAUUAUGGUUAUUGUUUAGUUUGAAAAUUACAAAUAAUCAAAAUAAAUCAAAUACCCAAUAGUUUAGACUUUAGAUUGAAAAUGGUGAUAGAUAAAAUCAAAAUAAUUUUUUUAAAGAUUGAUGGGACAAUUUAACAAAAUUUAGUUUAAUUUUUUUAGAAUUUAUUAUACUGGAUAGAAAUAUAAAAUGUACAUAAUGUUGACUUCUGUUAUCAAAUUACAAAAUUUGACUUCUGAAUAAUGAAAUAUUUAACAUUUAUUUUGAACUUUUUAUGAGUUCUUUGAUUUUUUCUAAAGUUAGAUUUUUUUUCAAAAAAAAAAGAUUGGUUUAGUCUUAAAAAUCAGGGAUUUUAAUAUCACUAUUAUAAACUUAUACUAAACUAACAUUUAAAAUCAUUAUUAAUUAUUGUCAAUUAAAAUUUAAUGUAGUCAAUUAUAAAUAUUAGGUUGUUCUUAAUAAUUAUCAUAAAUUUUAAACUUUUAAAUUAAAUUUAAAUUUAUAAUCAAAUUAUAAUAAUAUAGAUAAUAAAUUGAUAUAUUUUUUAACAGGCAAUUGAUCACUAUUGGGAUUUUAGAACCACUAGCAGGUGAUGUUAUUGUUGAUUUAAUUCAUCAAAAGAUUGAGACAGAAGUUCAAGAAAUAACUAAAGAAAAUUUCGGAGAAAAGCAUAUACCAGCCUUAGAAACAGUAUUUUACUAUUUGUACACUAUAAUGGUCAUUAUUUUAUUCCAUUACAAAUUGUAUUAAUUUAUUUUAGUGGAUAGAUACAAAUGUAUACAAUUGGAUGAAAUAUAUUUAUAAACCAAAAUGUAAUACAAGUGUUACUACAUUAGCAUUAAAUGAUACAAACUUAGAAAUAUUUAUGAGAAAACUUAAACAUCUACUUUAUGAAUCAUACACUAGAACAAGAAUUGAUCAAUUAUUUAACAUUAUAAUAGGUAAAUUGUCAAACAGCUCCUAAUUAAUAAAUAAUUCUAAACAUCUUCACAUAUUUACAGAAUAUCCCGAUUCAGAACCAGCUGUUAUUGAUUUAUCAUUUACUCUUCAAAAGACCGAUUUUAAAUCAGAACUAUGUGAAAAAUUGCGAAAUGCUCUGCAUAGUAGAUUAUUGCAUCCAGCUGUAAAUACUAUUGACAUUAUAACUGCAUAUACUGCUGCAAUCAAAGUAUUGAGAAAAAUUGAUCCUUGUGGGGCACUUUUGCAGGAAGUUACUUUACCAAUACGGUAAAGAAAAUAUUAAUUUUAAAUCAAUUUUAAAACCAAUCAUUAGAUUAGUUUUUAAUAAUACAUAAUAAUAUUUAAAAUUAUUGUAAUUUUAAUAAAAAAAUAUAUAUAUAUAUAUAUAUAUAUUAGAACAUAUUUAAGAAGUCGUAAGGAUACUGUUCGAUGUGUAAUGACUACUCUUACUGAAGAAGGUCAUUACUUAACCGAUGAACUUGUAAGAAAUGAAAAAGUUGUAAAUGAUGGUGAACUUUUAGAAGAAGACUGUAUGUUAGAUUUUUUUAAUUGGGUACCAGAUCCAGUAGAUGCUAAUCCGUGUAAGUUUGUAUUUUAUAUUCUUUUUAAUUUAAAACUUAUAUUUAAUUAAAACAUUUAAUAUGUUUAAUCAUAUAGCCUUAUCAUCAAAACGUUUCCGCAACUCUGAUACUGUAUCAAUGCUUGUCGAUAUUUAUGGUACACGAGAAUUAUUUGUUAAUGAAUAUAGAGCUUUAUUAGCUGAUCGUCUGCUUACACAAUUUAUGGAUAAUAUAGGUGAUGAGAUCAGAUACUUAGAGUUAUUGAAAUUGAGGUAAGUAUUUAUAUUUAAAAAUAAUUUUAAAUAAAUUACAUCAUAUUAUUAUGCACUUUAUACAAAUAAUAUGUAAACAUACAUUUAUUUUUAGAUUUGGAGAUACUUUAUUACAUUCAUGUUCAGUUAUGUUAAAAGAUGUUUAUGAUUCAAAACGUAUCAAUCAUCAUUUAUAUAGUGAUCCAACUUCAAACUUAUCAUCCAACAAUUUAAAUACUGAAUUUGUUCAACAGUUUCCAGUUAGAGCAAUUAUUGUAUCCAAUCAAUUUUGGCCUAACUUUAAGGAUAAUUUUAGUGUAGAACUACCCCCGGUUAUUCAAAAUCAUUUAGAUAAUUAUACAAAAGCAUUUGAAUCAUUUAAAGUUGAGUAAAAUUGUAUAAACAACAAACAUGAGAUUAAACAAAUAUAUACAAAUAAUUAAAACAGCUAUGAUAGUAAGUUGUAUCAAUAAUACAAUAUGAUUUAAUAUCUUUUAUAGGGUAAUCGAACUUUAAAUUGGAAGCCUAAUCUUGGAAUGAUCAAUAUUGAUUUAGAGUUGAGAGAUAGAACUUUAAAUUUUAUUGUUUCACCAAUCCAUGCCACUAUUAUAUGGCAUUUUCAAGAACAAGGUGCAUUUAGUUUAUUAAUAGUAUUAUUAGUUUUCAAAAUAAAUGCCAAUUAACUGUAGAUAUUUUACUUAUGUACACAAUAUUAGUAAUUUAUUUACUCAAUUUAUUUAACCGUGCAAUUUAUUAAAUUUCUUUUUGUUUUUAAAAUUUUAAAUAGUUAACAUGUUUAAGGUAGAAUGUUCACUGUGUUUUAUACAUCUGUUAAUACCAAUACAAAAAAAAAAAAAUUAUCACUACAUAUAUAACUUCAUUUGUGUUCUUUUCAACAUUUUCAAAAUAACCGAUUUUUAUUAUUAAAAUUCGACUCAUAAUAUCUAUAUAUUAUUCUGACAAAUUUAAUCUAAUAUAUAAUAUACACGCAUAUACAUUUAAAUAUCUGAUGAACAAUUUUUUAGUAAUAACAAUUUUAAUUGCUAUAGAAGGGUUGUAAAAAAGUUAUAUUCAAUGUACUACAAUAUUAUGUAAUAGGGAAUCACAAUCGUAAUAAAAUAGUCAAAUGAUAAAUAUUUUUACAAUAUUCAUGUUUUCAUUUUAUUAUAUAUCUAUUACAAAUAAUUUAUUGUGUUAGAAAUUAAAACAGCUACCACUAAGAAACUAUGUAUCGUACAUUCAAAGUUACAGAAUAAUAUAUUUUAAGAAUAGUUUUUUUUUUUUAAGCAAAAAAUGAUAGUUUACUUUCUAUAUCAUUAAUUAUUUAUAUGAAAUAUGAAUUUAAAUUUAUUAUUCAAAUGAGUAUGAUAACUUAUCUCGUUUAUUAUUAAGUUUUAAUGUAGGUAUUUGAACAUAAGGAAGUAGUCUGCUUGAAAUAAUUAAAAAGUACAAAAUUUUUAAAAUGUUAAUAAGUUAAUUUAUUUUUUAUAUUUUUAGUGCAAUGGACUAUCAAUGAUCUAAGUAUAAAAAUGCGCGUACCAGCAACAACCUUAAGACGUCGAAUAGCAUUUUGGCAGAAUCAAGUAUAAUUAUUUAUUCAUCAUGUUAAAUAUUAAUUAGUAAUAAUUCUUCAGAUAUAUAGGUAUUUUUAAUUAUAAUCAUUUUAUGUAGGGUUUAUUAAGAGAAAAAUCCUUUGAUACAUUUAUUUUUGUGGAAGAUGGUAUUCCAACUGCAAGCUUAUCAGCAAAAGGUAAUCGAACAAGCUUUGCCGGUCGUAAUUCUGAAUUUGUUUAUGGUGAUGACGAUGAUGAAAUGGAAAGUGCUGUGGCGUCAGCUCAAGAUCAAAGAGAAGAAGAAUUACAAGUACUAAUAUUAUUAAUUUACAUACAUUUAAGUAAAUUAUUGUUAUAUAGAUAAAAUUAUUAUCAUUCUACAAUUUUAUUUUAUUAGGUGUUCUGGUCAUAUAUUGUCGGAAUGUUGACAAAUUUAGACUCAUUACCAUUAGAUAGAAUUCAUCAAAUGUUGAAAAUGUUCGCUACUCAAGGAACUGGUGUAGAUUGUAGUCUUACACAGCUUCGUCUUUUCCUUGAUGAAAAAGUGAAACAGCACCUUUUAAUUUUUACUGGGGGUCGUUAUAAACUUUCUAAAUAAUAUAGUUGUAAAAGUAUAUUUUUGUUAAACUAAGUUUUAUAUGCCAAUAUGUAAUUACAAAUCUUAGACAAUUAAAAGUAAUUUUAAUUCAUUUUUUUAAAUAUUAUUA